UUGAACGAAAAUCGACUUUCAUAUCCCUACAACAGGCGAACAGACGUCAAAACCAGAAGACAGCAGACAUCGCCAGGUGAAAGUUUGUGUCGUCGGAUUAGAGAAGUCUUGGAAUAAAAGCGAUACUAAUAUUGAAGAGAUUUAUCAUGGCCGGUCCAAAUCCAUUUGCGCACUUUCAAAAAUCUUUUCAAAAGGAAGAAGUCAACUACAAGUAUUUUGAUUUGGCCUCAAUAGAUCCUAAAUAUGAUCAACUGCCCUAUUCCAUUCGCGUGCUGCUAGAGUCUGCUGUCCGUAAUUGCGAUAAUUUCCACGUUUUGGAAAAAGACGUUCAAAGUAUUUUGGCCUGGACACCUGAUUUGAAACAAGGACAAAACGAUGUUGAGGUUUCUUUUAAACCCGCUCGCGUUAUCCUACAAGAUUUCACUGGCGUGCCUGCUGUCGUCGAUUUUGCUGCUAUGCGUGAUGCUGUCUGCGAACUGAAUGGCGAUCCAGAGAAGAUCAAUCCCAUUUGUCCCGCCGAUUUGGUUAUUGAUCAUUCAGUUCAAGUUGACUUUGCUCGUACAUCAGAUGCCUUGUCAAAAAAUCAAAAUUUGGAGUUUGAACGCAACAAGGAGCGUUUUACUUUCCUCAAGUGGGGAGCCCGUGCCUUCAACAACAUGUUGAUCGUUCCACCCGGUUCCGGCAUUGUCCAUCAAGUCAAUUUGGAAUAUUUGGCUCGCGUCGUCUUCGAAGCCGACACUGAAGGUGGUAAAAUGUUAUAUCCCGACAGUGUAGUAGGUACAGACUCCCACACCACAAUGAUCAAUGGUUUGGGUGUUCUUGGUUGGGGUGUUGGAGGCAUUGAAGCUGAAGCUGUUAUGUUGGGACAAUCCAUUUCUAUGUUAUUGCCCGAAGUUAUUGGCUACAAGUUGGUUGGCAAAUUGGGUCCUCUUGUUACUUCCACUGAUUUGGUAUUGACAAUUACAAAACAUUUGCGCCAGUUAGGUGUGGUUGGAAAGUUCGUGGAAUUCUAUGGUCCUGGUGUGGCUGAAUUAAGCAUUGCUGAUCGUGCUACCAUCAGUAACAUGUGUCCCGAAUACGGUGCCACUGUUGGCUACUUCCCCAUCGAUGAAAAUACCUUGAACUACAUGAAACAAACUAAUCGUUCUGAAAAGAAAAUUGAAAUUAUCAGACAAUAUUUGCAAGCAACCCGCCAAUUGCGCAACUAUUCCGAUGAGUCGCAAGAUCCCAGAUUUACUCAAACUGUUACCUUGGAUUUGUCAACUGUUGUAACAUCUGUGUCUGGACCCAAGCGUCCCCACGAUCGUGUCUCCGUUUCGGAAAUGAAGAAGGACUUCCAGUCCUGCCUGGUUAAUCCCGUCGGUUUCAAAGGUUUUGCAAUUCCCGCCGAUGCCAUGGAAAAUUCCGGAGAAUUCCAAUGGGAUGAUGGCAAAAAGUAUACCAUUAAACAUGGUUCCGUUGUCAUAGCCGCCAUUACCAGUUGUACCAAUACGUCAAAUCCCUCCGUUAUGUUGGGUGCUGGUAUGUUGGCUAAGAAGGCCGUCGAAAAGGGUCUUAGCAUUAUGCCAUACAUCAAGACGUCCUUGUCCCCUGGUUCCGGAGUGGUCACCUACUAUUUGAAGGAAUCCGGUGUCAUUCCCUAUUUGGAGAAAUUGGGCUUCAACAUUGUUGGUUACGGCUGUAUGACUUGUAUUGGCAACUCUGGUCCUUUGGAUGAAAAUGUUGUAAAUACGAUCGAAAAGAAUAACUUGGUUUGCUGCGGUGUCUUGUCGGGCAACAGAAACUUUGAAGGACGUAUUCACCCCAAUACCAGAGCUAAUUAUUUGGCAAGUCCUCUGUUGGUAAUCGCUUAUGCCAUUGCUGGCCGUGUGGACAUUGAUUUUGAGACUGAACCCUUGGGCACUGAUGCCAAUGGACAAAAUGUCUUCUUAAGGGAUAUUUGGCCCACUCGCUCCGAAAUCCAAGAAGUUGAAAACAAGCAUGUCAUCCCAGCCAUGUUCCAGGAGGUUUACAGCAAAAUUGAAUUGGGCUCGGAAGAUUGGCAGACUUUGCAAGUGUCCGAUGCCAAACUAUAUCCAUGGAAUGGUGAAUCUACCUACAUUAAGCGCCCACCCUUCUUCGAGGGCAUGACUCGUGAAUUGCCCAAAUUUGAUAGCAUCAAGGACGCCCGCUGUCUGCUAUUCUUGGGCGACAGUGUCACCACCGAUCACAUUUCACCCGCCGGCUCAAUUGCACGCAACUCACCAGCUGCUCGCUACCUAUCCGAACGUAAAUUGACACCCAAAGAUUUCAAUUCUUAUGGUUCAAGACGUGGCAAUGAUGCUAUUAUGGCACGUGGUACUUUUGCCAAUAUACGUCUGGUCAAUAAAUUGGUUCCGAAGACCGGACCUCGCACCGUUCACAUUCCCAGUCAAGAAGAGAUGGAUAUUUUCGAUUGUGCCGAACGUUAUCGCGAAGAAGGCACCCCAUUGGUUUUGGUUGUUGGCAAGGAUUACGGCAGCGGUUCCAGUCGCGAUUGGGCUGCUAAGGGACCCUUCCUUUUGGGCAUCAAAGCUGUUAUUGCUGAAAGUUAUGAGCGCAUCCAUCGUUCCAAUUUGGUGGGCAUGGGUAUUAUCCCACUUCAGUUCCUACCCGGCCAAAAUGCCGAAACUCUUAAUCUGACUGGUCGUGAAAAGUAUAAUAUUAGCAUUCCUACAGAAAAUAUUAAACCCGGUCAGAAGAUUCAGGUUGAUGCUGAUGGUAUUACUUUCGAGACUAUUCUCCGUUUCGACACUGAAGUUGAUAUUGAGUACUUCAAGAACGGUGGUAUCCUGAACUAUAUGAUUCGCAAAAUGUUGAAUUAAUACUGUACUACAUGAUCGUACGUAUGGUACGGGAAUUAUUUUAUAGGAAACACAAUAUAAUAACUUUUAUAUGCAUUUUUGUCAAUAUAUUGAAUAUAAAUAAAAUUAAGCUUGCGGUGAUGAAUAUGGUUUAACCAAUUUAUACAAAAA
Molecule: messenger RNA, 2993 nt
Organism: Musca domestica (house fly)
Lineage: Eukaryota; Metazoa; Arthropoda; Insecta; Diptera; Muscidae
Product: cytoplasmic aconitate hydratase
Exons: 13
Coding region: 147-2843 (898 amino acids)
Biological process (GO): citrate metabolic process; tricarboxylic acid cycle
Cellular component (GO): mitochondrion; cytosol
Molecular function (GO): aconitate hydratase activity; 4 iron, 4 sulfur cluster binding
Source: RefSeq, a predicted model, not a curated record